This is a messenger RNA of Chelmon rostratus (copperband butterflyfish), 4550 nucleotides long. RefSeq names its product AP-1 complex subunit sigma-2. The record is from RefSeq and is a predicted model, not a curated record. Gene Ontology annotation, molecular function: clathrin-cargo adaptor activity. The transcript has 5 exons. Gene Ontology annotation, biological process: vesicle-mediated transport; intracellular protein transport. Lineage: Eukaryota; Metazoa; Chordata; Actinopteri; Chaetodontiformes; Chaetodontidae. The coding region runs from base 36 to 572 and encodes 178 amino acids. Gene Ontology annotation, cellular component: intracellular membrane-bounded organelle; membrane coat; AP-1 adaptor complex.
UGGCCAAUCAGAAGCUUGAUGCCGACUUGCCGUGUAUGUCUCAGGGUGGCGUUAGGUGGCUCAUUUCUUCAGAGGAGAAUACGGUGUUGUUAUUCAAGAUGCAGUUCAUGCUUCUGUUCAGUCGACAAGGAAAGCUCCGGCUUCAGAAGUGGUACGUGCCUUUGUCUGAUAAGGAGAAAAAGAAGAUCACCAGAGAGUUGGUGCAGACGGUCCUGGCUCGAAAGCCCAAAAUGUGCAGCUUUCUGGAGUGGAGAGACCUCAAGAUUGUAUAUAAGAGAUAUGCCAGCCUGUACUUCUGCUGUGCCAUAGAGGACCAGGACAAUGAGCUCAUCACACUGGAGAUCAUCCACAGAUAUGUGGAGCUGCUGGACAAAUACUUCGGCAGUGUUUGUGAGCUGGACAUUAUUUUCAAUUUUGAGAAGGCAUACUUCAUCCUGGAUGAAUUCCUGUUGGGUGGGGAAGCUCAGGAAACGUCCAAAAAGAAUGUACUGAAGGCCAUUGAGCAGGCUGACCUGCUACAGGAGGACGCAGAGACCCCUCGCAGCGUGCUGGAGGAAAUUGGACUGACAUAAACAUGCUCCUCUUCCUCCUCCUCGUCACCAUCAUCCACUUGCCACACUGUCCUUCAUCUGCCAGUUCCUCUGCUGUAUGUAGCUGAUAACAACUCCCACAUUUGAGCACAUUCAAUCACACACACACACACUGCCUUUGUUUUCUACUUUUUUUUCCCCCUGAAACAAACAAUGUAGCACUGUUUGGUUAUUUCCUACUGAGUUAUUUAUUUGUUCAGUGUGAUGACGUUAACUGUUACCAAGGAAAAAUGCAGCAUAAUUAAGGUUUUUAUUGUUUGCUGCUUUCCAGUCCACAACAGGACGCUGUAGUGUGUGAACUGCUUGAUUCUGAUUUGACCAAAGCUGAUGAGAUCACUCUAUAUUCAUAUAUUUAAUGAACUGAAUUUCAAAUGUGUUACACGUAUAGGAUAUUGUAAGUGGAAGUCAAAAGUAUUACAUUAACAAAACCAAAGAGUUAUGUUUCAUCUCGCCACUGUUUCUUUAAUAUUGUGAUUAUCAAUGACAGUUUCAAACUCAGCAUAUUCGGCAUUUGAAAAAUACCUGCUGUACUUCCACCGUGGUGCACCACGGCAGCGUGAGGUGAAAUGACGGUGGAUGAACUGGCUUAAGACAGAAAAUGUUGUGUCAUAUAAUGAGUAUUCUCUCAGUUUACAAGCUGUUAUCAUUCCUGUGGUCUCAUUGUUUGUUUUGUUUCUAAUGGCAGGAUCCCAUUUAAUAUUGAAUGCCUUAACUGCUGACGUAUGUCCAUUCAUUUAAAAUGAAAGAAUAUGUUACUGUUCCAUAACUUAACUACAUCUGCAACCACUGUGGUGUAAAUGGUGUAAGUGGUAAAUACACUGGGUUUUCUUUAUUCAUGAAAUGUGUGCAAGAGCUAAAAUGACUGUUCUCUAUUGUGCUUCUUGAUUUUUUUAAUAUUUCACUGAAUCAAAGAUGUUCCACUCACUUCAGAUGUCUAAUCAUUGUUUACGCCACAUUUAAGAUUCAAGAUUUUCACUUAAAGCUGCAUUGACCCAUUUUUGUCCACAAGGUGGCAGAACUCCUGCAGAAAUGCAGCAUUCCUGCUCUUUAAGCUCUAGUUUGAUCUCCACCAGCUUCUGAGAAACGUGUCUGGAUCUGAACCUGCUAAAUGUUUGGUUUUCCUCUCAGCUGCUCACUGAGCAGGAGGUGCACAGAUGGUUUAGCACAGCUUAUUUGCUGCAAACAGUUACCUGCUGCUGCUGCUGGGAAUGUGGAUGAUGGCAAGACUCAACCAUGUAAUAAAUGUGUGUGUGUUAAAGGGACAGUUCACCCCAAAACCAAAAAACACCUUUUUUCCCCUAUUACCUGUAGUGUAAUUUAUCCAUCUGGAUUGUUUUGGUGUGAGUUGCUGAGUUUUGGAGAUUAGCUGUAGAGAUGUUUGCCUUCUCUCAAAUAUGAUGGAACUGCACUGCAUAAAAACACUAAACAGCAACGUCUCUCUCCUGACAUCAUGAUCCAGUUACUCAAGAUAAUCCACAGGCCUUAUUGUGAGCGGAUUCAUGUGGGAACUAUUUUCUCUCGACUGAAAAACACCCGCCAACCGUAUCACUGUGCAGAAGGAAGCGUGCAUCUACCCCCUAACCCAGUCUGACAUUGCUAUCUCGUGGAGAUUAGUUUAUAGCUGACCAAUACUGCGAGCUAGCGUCAGAGCUCAGCUGAGGACGACGCCUAUGAUUAGAUCCAUGGUUCCUUCUGCGCAGUGAUACGGUUGGCAGGUUUACUCCAGUAGACAGAAAAUAGUUCCUACAUGAAACAGACAUUACUGCUGACUGUGUUUUUUUGGCACAUCUCUACAGCCGAUAUCUCCAGAACGCAGUAACUCACAACAAAACAAUCUAGAUGGAUAAAUAGCAUUAAAGGUAAGGGGGGAAAUGGAUUUUGGGGUGAACUUUCCCUUUAAACCAAAACAAGUUAAAAGAGGCUUAAAAAAAGAGCUCCAGUUUUGGGUUCCUGUUUACACGCCACCCUUUUCUCAUGUACAUUUAACGUAAUUCACAUUAUGUCAGAGGAAUAUGUUAUAAUGUUAAGUGAAAAACAAAUAAAUGCAGCUUUAACUGAAGAUCAGAAAUGCAAAUGCAUGAUGGGAUAGUUGUGAUUUAAGGAGGUGGGACAGGAGUUUUUGAAGAGGGAUGAAAUGGGAGCAAACUACAAAUCACUGCUUCCCUCUUUGUCGAGACUCUCGUAAAACGUGUCGAUACCAGCGACAAACCUGUGAGAUUCAAACAGACGUCUGACCAGUUUAAAGCCGAGGCUUGACCACAACGCAGUUUACUCUUAAAAAGCCGUUUCACUGUCUGCCCACAUUCAUGAUUUACUGUAAAAAAACAGGUGACAACUUGUACACUACCUAUUUACUACUGUGACUCUGGAUUAAAAAAACUGUGCUAAAGAGACCACGCAUUAAAUAGCAAUAGUGUCAUAAACCGUAGCAGAGUAUUAAGAUUUUCUUGUUCUUUUUUUAUGAGCCAAAACUAAAAGUAGUUUGGAGCCACUUGGUUGAAAAAGGAACACACGUAAAAUGCCUUGGACACAGGACUGUACAAAUAUCAUAAAAGACCAUUCUUCCUUAGUUCUGUUUGAUGUUAAUGUUGCACAUUUUAAGAAAAGCUGGUAUUGCUGUUUAAACCAAAACUGUGUUUAAAAUAGAUUUUUUUUCACACUGUCUUUUGCGGUUUUCCAGUUUGCAACUUAUUCUGUACAGUCGCCACUGUUUGACAUGUUGAAAUAUUGAAAUACCCUCCUGCUACCACUUUUAUAUAAAUUCAAACAAGCAUUUUCAUGUCUAAUUUAUUCUGUAGAUAUGCUGUAUCUCAGAAGUGUGAUAGAAUCUAUGGAAUUCUCUACUGUGUGUUGUGAGUACAGUAGUUAUAGCAUGAGUGCCCCCUCUGUAUUACAUUACUGGACUUGUGUUUCCUUACAGAGAGGAGACACUGUGUCGUUUACUGCUGCAGUGUCUGAAAUGGACAAAAGGAGGAAGGUUGUGUUUUCCUGUCGGGUUCAGCAAUAAAGAGUUCUCUAGUGGCAGAGAGGCUGCACUGCCACAAAUUGCUGGUUUCCUUUCAUUUUACUCUCCACCGGUCACCCUCUGCACACGGGGAGGAAGCAGCCCAGCUUUGAUGAUAAAAAGUGGCGUUACACAUUGACUAAGACAUGUAAAAAUAAGCUCAAGUUUGGUUUUAAAUGGUUUUUUAAUGUAUCUGAUGCAGAACUGCAUCCAAAAACAACCCAUAUGCAAACUUAACAGAAUCAGAGGCACCGGCAAGAAAAGAAUCAACACUUUUUACAUGAGAAUAAAUGUUUUAUAGGUUUAAUAAGAAUUUAAAAAAACACUACAUUGAAGUUUGCAUAUACAGUAAGUGUGAACACAAAAGACAAUGGAUUUUGGGCGUGUGUUCCUGAAUCACUUCUGGUGUAAACAGGAGGAACACAAAGUUUGUUUGGACUGGCACAAAGCAUUCGAUCACAGAUAAAACACAUGUUCAGUCAUUUAUUUUAUCAUUUGGGUGAAAUACACAGGACCCAAAGGUCCUAACAGGUGUGAUGUACACUGUGUAAUGCAUUCUGUACCAUCAUGAACAGUUAAAGGAUUUUAAAAGUUAGAUUAACAGAGGCUGCCACAGCCUCAUUUCUCCUUAUAAAAAUGGGUUGGCUCAGUUAUAAGAUAAAAGUUUGUUCAAAAAUAUAUUUUACUGGUCACAUGAAAUCCUGUGGAGCUGACAGAAACGGUCAUCUGACUUGGUUCAUGUUAUUUCUGCAGCUGGCAUCAGUAAAGAGAGAAAGAUUUCAUACUUUAUACUGAACCUUUGAUUUUAACAGGUAGUAUUUGUUCAGCCGUUACAUGGACGUUUUAAUGAGGGUGAACUUGAAACAAUCAGGAUGGCAUUUGUGCUUGAAAUGUAUCUUUAAAGCAAGACUAUGCAACUUUUGUAAGAAGACGUAGCACUUUGUUCCUCUUACAAA